AUGCGAGCUUCAUUACAGCCAAUCUUCAAGGAUAAUCAGAGACCAGACCAAAGUGGAGUCAUUCUGCCUGGGGACGAGCUCGUCAUGAUCGAUGGCGUCAGUCCACCCAAGGAAGAGCAGCUGACGGGCCCCGAGGGCUCCUACGUCGUUCUCACCUUCUUACGGACAUCCGGGGAGGAGGAGAGGAGCGAGCCAAGAGUCCUUCCCGCCAUCCCGUUGGCUGCACAAGCGAAAAGCACUGAAGGUUUCACCUUCUCGCUCAAUCUGAUGCGGGGAGGAAUCGAGUUCAUCGAACUUGCACGUGGGUCGUAUGAGCUUCAAGUCCGAUGCCAAGACCUGCAGGCCCUGGUUCAAGAUGCUGAGGCCGUCGCGGAUGAGAACGUGCGACUGAAGGUCCUGAUGUUGGUGGAGGAGUGA
Guillardia theta CCMP2712 is the source of this 417-nucleotide messenger RNA. RefSeq lists its product as hypothetical. Bases 1 to 417 code for a protein of 138 amino acids. NCBI's taxonomy places the organism in Eukaryota, Cryptophyceae, Pyrenomonadales, Geminigeraceae. The transcript has 5 exons. The record is from RefSeq and is a predicted model, not a curated record.